This is a messenger RNA of Mus musculus (house mouse), 9020 nucleotides long. It is a transcript of the gene Slc30a7, whose product is annotated as solute carrier family 30 (zinc transporter), member 7. Gene Ontology annotation, cellular component: membrane; transmembrane transporter complex; mitochondrion. Bases 193 to 1329 code for a protein of 378 amino acids. Gene Ontology annotation, biological process: transmembrane transport; zinc ion import into Golgi lumen; zinc ion transport. The transcript is spliced from 11 exons. NCBI's taxonomy places the organism in Eukaryota, Metazoa, Chordata, Mammalia, Rodentia, Muridae. Gene Ontology annotation, molecular function: identical protein binding; zinc ion transmembrane transporter activity; monoatomic cation transmembrane transporter activity. The record is from RefSeq and is marked validated.
AGGACGCGUUGCGCGGCCCGGGCCGGAAGUCCUCGAAUUCCCGGGUGUGUGUCUGUGUCUGUGUCUCGCGGCGGUGCCGCGGCGGUCAAGCGCUUUGGGGUCCGCGUUUGAAGCGUCACCGCUGUCACUGCCGCCACCAUACCGAGUCACUUCUAGAGGGACGGAGACCCGGCCCUUCGCCGGGUGGAGAAGAUGUUGCCCCUGUCCAUCAAGGAUGAUGAAUACAAACCACCCAAGUUCAAUCUGUUCGGCAAGAUCUCAGGCUGGUUUAGGUCCAUCCUGUCGGACAAGACAUCCCGGAACCUGUUUUUCUUCCUGUGCCUGAACCUCUCUUUCGCUUUUGUGGAACUACUCUACGGCAUCUGGAGCAACUGCCUAGGCUUGAUCUCCGACUCCUUCCACAUGUUUUUUGAUAGUACUGCCAUAUUGGCCGGAUUGGCAGCUUCUGUUAUUUCAAAGUGGAGAGAUAAUGACGCUUUCUCUUAUGGGUAUGUUAGAGCAGAAGUCCUGGCUGGCUUUGUCAAUGGGCUGUUUUUGAUCUUCACUGCUUUCUUUAUUUUCUCAGAAGGAGUCGAGAGAGCAUUGGCUCCUCCAGAUGUGCACCACGAGAGACUGCUGCUUGUUUCAAUUCUUGGAUUUGUGGUAAACCUAGUAGGAAUAUUUGUUUUCAAUCAUGGAGGUCACGGACAUUCUCAUGGCUCUGGCCAUGGCCACAGUCAUUCCCUCUUUAAUGGUGCUCUAGAUCACAGCCAUGGCCACGAAGAUCAUUGCCAUAGUCACGAAGCCAAGCACGGAGCUGCACACAGCCAUGACCAUGACCACGCUCAUGGCCAUGGGCACCUGCAUUCCCACGAUGGCCCAUCCUUCAAAGCAACGGCAGGACCCAGCAGACAGAUUUUACAAGGUGUAUUUUUACACAUUCUAGCCGAUACACUGGGAAGUAUUGGUGUAAUUGCCUCUGCCAUCAUGAUGCAAAAUUUUGGGUUGAUGAUAGCAGAUCCUAUCUGUUCGAUUCUUAUAGCCAUUCUUAUAGUUGUAAGUGUUAUUCCACUUUUAAGAGAGUCUGUUGGAAUAUUAAUGCAAAGAACUCCUCCCUCGUUGGAAAAUACGCUUCCCCAGUGCUAUCAGAGGGUGCAACAGUUACAAGGAGUUUACAACUUGCAAGAACAGCACUUCUGGACACUCUGUUCUGAUGUUUACGUGGGAACCUUGAAGCUCGUGGUAGCCCCUGAUGCUGACGCCAGGUGGAUCUUAAGCCAAACGCAUAAUAUUUUUACUCAGGCUGGAGUGAGACAGCUUUAUGUACAGAUUGACUUUGCGGCAAUGUAGUCAAAGGAAGGAAACUGAUUGAGGACCAAACUUUCCCAGUACUGUGCAGUCCAAAGCAUUGUACUACCCAGUGCUCUGAAACAGAGACACGACCACUACAACUCAGAAGCACCAAGGACGCAGGUAGAGUCAGCCGCGUGUUCGAGCGGUGUCACAGCCGGAUCCUGCCCAGACUGCUGCCUGUGUGCUUUCCCUUCAAGCCAUUCUGACUGCUGAGGGUUCUGGGUUCCUUCUAGGGUAUUGGGUUAUCUUUCCCCGCUGAGGGUUCUUGCUGAUCACACUCACCCCAUCCUUAUCAUCCCACCCAGCCAGUGAGAAAUUCAGACUGGAGGCCUUCAACCUUCUGAAUGUCUUCACUAAAGCUGCUGGAAACCACUGCUUUUAUUCCCAUAAAACCAGUGUUGUUUUUACAAAAAGAAGUCUGUUUUCUAUGUAAUGUCACAGUUGUUGACGUUCUUCAGUGUAAUCAUAUGUUUGUAGAAAUAGUUUGUACCUUGCAAACUUACAAACCAAACCAUAUUGGGUUUUCAAAGUGCCUUUGUAUCAGAAAUAUAUUUGCCAGCAUAGAAAUGUACCAUCAAAGGUCAUGUGUAUGUUUUUUUAAAAAUGGGUAUUCUGUAAUUUGUACAAAAUAAGACUUGCUAGUAACAUACAUAAUUGUCUUUGUGUAUUUCCAACAUAGAUUUAUUUUGCUUUAUAAAAAAUCCAGUUAUCACAUUAAGUUACUUUGUAGCCUAUUUUCAAAAAUGCAAAUACAUUAGAAGAACUUAUUUAGACAUAAACCAUCUGCUACAUAACAGAUUUGUAUGAAAACCUUCACCUGUCUAUGGUAAAUUUUCCAGUAGUUCUCCUUGCCUGUUUAGAUUCUGUUAAUGACAAGAAAGAGCACCUUGGGUGGCAGAAAGAGUGGUGCCAGGGCCAUCGUAUGUCUUCAUAUCCUCCAGGGCCACCUAGCACAGUGUGGCUCUCUGGUUUUGUUUGCACAAAUACCAAUGACUUCCAGGAAGUCUAGGACAACAUUUGAUUGAGGAUGAACUAUUAUUACUAGAAAGCAAUUUGGUGACAAAAAAAAUCCUCACACGGGCGUCUCACAAUGGUUGAUUUUCCAGGGUCCUGGGUAUAUGAGAAGUGUAAUUGUGAUUGGCAUGGUGAGCCACACUUUUAACUCCAGCAAAAGUGGUGAUCCACUUUUGACUCAGGAGGCAGAGUCAGGGGAUCUCUGUGAGUUCAAGGCCACCCUCAUCUACAUAGUGAGUUCCAGCACAGCCAGGACUACACAGAGACCCUGGCAUAAAUUACAAAUACAUUUGAGAUGACAGGUGUCAUCUCAAGUAUUUAACACUCAAGUAUUCUUGGUGUUUUCUGAGGAUAAGCAAUUUGGGUGAACAUUUUCAGAUUGUACUUCACUUAUCACAAUAAAUAUUUACUUUAGUUUAAGUAAGUUGAUUUUGUUAGCAAAAAUUUAAAAGCCUUGCCAUGCAAAAAUAUUAAGAGUGUAGAUCAGUGACAGGCACUUUAUCAGGAAGGUGGCAGAAGUUACUGUUGAUAUGUGACUGAGUUUUCAAGUACCUUCCUGCUGUUUCUGACCAACAAUUUAUGCAUUAGCAGAGCUAUACCGCGCUAAGCGGUGGUAGAAUGCUACACAAUGUCCGUGGAGCCCUUUUUAUAAAUCAAGGAGUAAUUUCAAAGCCUAUUUGCUUUCUGGCAGGCAGUUCUAACACUAAGAUUCCCUGCAGUAGAUUGUGUUUGACUGAAACAAGUGCUGUAGUCUUUCAGGAGGGCAAGUGCAAAUGGAAUGGUCCUGAUGCUGUCCUCCGUUUUCAUUUCUGUUCUGACAUACCCCACAAUAGUCUGUGGCUUGGGGCAUACUGCUGAAGAUGAAGGUCUAGAUGAAGGCAGAGACUCCAGAUGUGAGGGACGUGUUACAAGCCAGUCCUGGCAAUUGUUGGCGUUGUAUGUGUGGUGUUGUAUGCUGUGCCUGAAAUUUACCAAAUCUGCUUUCCACUGGGCUUUUAGUUCUAAGUGAAGUUUUUGUCAAAAUGUGUCAUUCUGUUUAACGAGGCGCUCAGUGCACAAACCCAUGAGCGUUGCUGGUCCCUUUGAUGAGGCAUAGAAUACGUCUGAUGUGAAACUGAUUUUGCACUUUGUUCCAAGAGCUUGCCAUUUAUCUGGUUGGCUUUGACAUUUUUUGCUUAAUUAAAUGUAGGCAUACCUGUAUGUAUUUUUUUUUAAAGAAAACUGAUAUAAUAUUGCUCCUGAAACAAUGUUGACCAAACACUCUGCCUUCUGCAUCCUGCCCCAUUAACAUCGAUGACCUCCCAUGCCCUCUGCCUUCUGCAUCCUGCCCCACUAGCAGCGAUGCCCUCCCACGGCCAUGCACUCUGGUUACUGUUCUUCAACUAAUACUUGGAAGUGAAGAAUUUGCUGCUUCCUCCUGCAUGGUGCUGGCUAUGGUUGCCUCUUCUGGGACAGCUUGAACAGUCCGGAAGAGCUGGGUAGGAUAGGGAGCCUGUGAGGGCUGCACUGUCCUCAGAACUUCUGAGGGCUGUCCAACUUCCACCGGAUCUUUGGGGUUUGCAGUUUUAGAAUUCCCCGGCUUUAGAAUUGUAGCGGCCCCUCCUUUAAUUCCUGGACUUGAAGAUACUCUUGAUCGGUUUGCUUGAUUCCAAGUUGAUGUGGUUGUUGACGAUGAGGACUGAUCCGAAGACUCUAUGCUGGAACCUGGAUCCUCAUCAUCUAUGUAUAUAAGAUCUUUUGGCAUUUCUUUAAACUGAUACACCAAGCGCUGACCUUUCACUUCUGUGAGAAUACCUCUUUGGUAAUAGUACCUGAGUGCUCUCCCCAUGGUCUCGUAGUUCAUGUCAGGUUUGUUUUUGUGCUUCCCCCACAAUCUAGACACGGCUAUAGAAUCGACCAGCUUAAAAAUGCCCUUUUCUCACUGUGUCCAUUUGAUGUACUUAGGACAGGUAGCUGUGUCCUGAAGCAGAGCCAGUAAAAACUCCCAAAGGUAAAUUGUUUCCCUUCCCAUCUUUAUUUUUCUUUUUCACAGAUAUAUUUGGCGUAGUCACCGGGGAAUCUGGCCGUGGUGGUUUUGUUUUUCUUCCUUUCUUUCUUUUAGGCUGCUCUGGGAGGAGGCUCCUGCGGAGUCUGCAUUUGUCUCUUGCACUUGCUAAGUCUCUAUCACUUCAUGAAUCCCAUCUAAUGUGACGGACACAUGGGUGAUUGGGGCAACGAUGUCUUCUUGAAAGGAGCUAAAUAUAUUAUUAUUGAUUCGCUUUUCAUCCAGUACAGGAGGGCUGGGAGAAUCUAUAUUGAGGAGUGCCUCGGAAGCCUCAAUGGUCUCAGUUGUUUCAUCUCCAUUAUGACAAGAAUCCUCAACUGUAAGGGUGAUGUUGUCAUCGUCAUCAUCUGUGAUUUCUUCUUUAGCAACAUCCAAUGAGCUCUCAGUAAUCAUGUCAUUAGGCUCUUCCACACAGGCUAGGCCAGCAUAACUAUUGAGAAUAUUAGCACCAGGAACAUGUUCCACAGUAACAGCAGGAAAUAUAGCCGGAUCGCCAAGCUUUGUUGGAAGUACUUUAAAUGUACUCUGUUCUGGUAUUAUAGGGUGAAGCCACCUCACUUUCAAACUGUAGUCUUCUCCAGAAGGAAUUUUCACCAAAGCAGACAACUCUUUCUGAAGAUCCCACAUAUACAUCAUUCUUCCGAACAUUCUUGAUCAUAAGUGUAGUGAUUGCUUGAGAUUCGGUUUGAUACCGGUCACACUUGAUUAUUGACUGGGUCCUCUGAGAUGCAGACACUUGAGAUUCUGAUCCAUUCCGAAUCUCUCGGCAUCUUUUAAUCCAGAUGUCCAGAUUUGUACCUGUACUGUCUAAUUUCUGCACAUGUGUCUAAGGCAGAAGCGUAGUCUUUGUCCAGGUGUUCAUAUAUCCCUUUCCGCAGGAUAGCAGUAAAAUCAUUUGGAUUGCGUUCAAGAGACUUCUUUACAUUGGCAAUACCAUCACGGUAUUUCCCAGGAAGAAUGUGACAAUAAGCUCUCUGACAGUGAUACUGUGUGUCAUCGGGAUCUGUUCCAAAGCCUUAGUCAGCUCCUCUAACGCUGCCUGGGGGUCCCCGUCGAGCAGAGCAUCCGAGAAGCUCUGGAAAAGGCGCUGGGACGAUGCAGGUCCUGCUGCAGCUGCCGCCAUCCCUAGGAGUCACGGAAGCUGCAGUCUGAGCGUUUUCUACCUUGGUUACCAGCGCCGCCGCCGCCCAGGAGGGGCUGUACGUAUUUUUUUUUUUUUAAAUGUGAACAGAAACACUUUUCACAGAAAAGAAAAGCUUGUCUUUUAGUAUCCUCCAUACAGAUGUAUUACUAGCAGGUGGUUUUACUAAGAAAAACCGUCUGAUUAUGGUAAUAAAAUAAAUUUCAAAUACUCUUAACAUUAGGCUAAUAUUGUUACUAAACAAAAAGCCAAUCUGAGUGUACAGUUGCCAGUCUAUGAAUAACCAAAGGUUUUUCUUUUUCCUCUGAAUAACAAGCCUACAUUGUUCCGGGAAAGUUUACCUUACCAGCUAAGCAUCCCCAGCUCGGUAUAUUUUUUAAAAUCUAUUGUACUACUUGAUGAAGAACUUGACCUAAGUCCAGCCUCCUUCUUUUGAAGCCUGUCUGUCUGUCUUUCUGGAGGACAGUAUCUAGCAUGUAGAGGCUACUUUUCCCUUUCUGUCACCACCCUCUUCUGUAGUGGCGGCAUAAGAACAUGGUCACAGAUAUCAUUUUGAUUUCUCCUUAUCUAGAUACUUAAGAACCUACAAAUAUGUACCAGGAACCAAAAUACUGCCAUGUCCGUAUGCCUCUAUAGAGCAGCCACAUCGCUAACUCCCAGUGUAGCUGGUGUGAACUGUCAUGAUUCUACGAUGGUAACAUGGGAACCAACCUGGGGUAGGAUGCUGGGAUUUGAGAGUACCGCAUUGCUUAAGAUAGAACUUUACACCUGAGCAAAGGCUGCUGGGAGCGCUGUGCUUCCACCUCUCAGUGUCAGGUGAGAGACAGUAAGAUUCCAGGGAUCAGUGGUGGCAAAGCCAAGGCUCAAAUGUGAUCAUCCAGUCGAGAGUUCUUUACACUGUACUGUGCUGCUCCCGUGCGACAUUGCCAUUCUGUAAAUGUGACUAAAUGUGGCUUGUAAAUAAAGAACUCUGACCUCUAGUUUUGGUUCAUUAAGGCCCUUUAGAUGUACAAUGUUGUCUCAUUUCUCGUGUAUAAUUAAGUUUGGAUUAUUUCCAAAGUAUUUGUUGUGGAAUAAAUUAUAGUAAUUUUUUUCUUCUAAAACCAGUGUUCUUGACUUGAAAAAAGAAAAAAUGUUCUCUAGAUACUUUGAACUUGGGAAUAAAUUUUUAUUAAUUGCCCACACUCAGUCCAUUUAAUGCUGGCUUCCUUUCCUAAUUUUGCUUAGAUGUUAUAAACUGGUUCCUUUUGGCUAUCAGGCUGGUUCACCAGUCAUGCCAUUUCAGCCCUGCGUGACAUACUUUUUCAGUCACUGGACAGUGUUUUUACUUUAAAACUUUUCAGAGCUGUGCAAAAUGAGACAGUAGAUGUAUGGAGCACAUCUUUUAUUUCAGUCAGGUAUAUUUUUGAAGUUGUAAUCAGAACUGCAAAUACUAGGCCACUGCCUUUGACUCUGUAAAUGCAUUACCUUGGCCAAGUUAAGCUUUUCUUUUUCUUUCUACAGAAAGUCACCAUUGUUGAAACACAUUAUUUUCCAAUCCAUAAGAAUCCUAGCAGGGGUGCAGUAGAACUCUUUUAUUCUCUGAAGAGCAUUCAGUUCAAGUUCCAUGAAGCACUCUUAGGAAGUGAUUUCCAGAGGCCACCUCAGUGAUUCAGAGCUAACUUAGAAUCAAGACAAAGUGAUUGUCUAGAUAGACAAAGAUUGUCUAUCAGGAGUGUUCGCAGAAAUGUAACAGAGAGGCGUAGCCGUUCCAUUGAAAUGUCAAAUAGGUGGGGCUUCAGCGAUGCACUCAUCUUUGGUUUAUAUUUAGCCAUUUCCUAACUGCACAGAUAACACAGAAAACAAGGUAGGUCUCCUGUGCUAAGUAUUGAUAUAUCCAGGUACUUAUGUGGCUUUGCUCAGUUUCUCACUCACAUUUUUAUGAAGAGAAUUUUGCAUGAUUUUAUGAUUGACAGCAUCUUAAAAUCUAGUUUGUGAUCCUCCUAGCACGGAGAAGGAAUCCUUAUCUGGGAAAAGUCUGUGGUACAGUAGCAAUUCAGUCUUUUCUAGUGACUGUGUUUUUAAAAGCCCGUCAGCAACACUAUGAAGAUCCAAGAAGCUGUGGCUGAUCUGGUUAGGCUUCUGGAAAGUCAGUGGACACUAGUGAUGCCAUUGCUAUGGGGAUACUGACAGACUGCCCCCAAACUGUUUCCUCCUGUGCUGUAAGACGUUUGCUUUGUAACUUGGUCACGGAUCCAAGCCCAUGCUGGGGGAAAUGGCACUAGUGCUCCUUACAUCCCUCUAAAAGGCAGUUAGGGGAAACUUUCACUGGAAGUCAUGGUAGCGUUGCUCACUGGCUGACUGCGCCAGCGUGAAGAACAGAGUGCCUGCCCUCAGGACCAUCGUGGGGGGCAUCACCUGCCAAGAAGCACAGAUCGAUGUUCAGCUUUAAGUAGUAUCUGAUUUACAACACUGUGUUUUACUUAAACCUUGUCAAUGGAAGAAAUCUACUUCAUAAAUAGAAGCCUGUGCCUUCCCACAGCUUUGAACAUGAAUUUGUAAUUCUGAUUACGAUGUUGGAAAGCAUGAAAAACAAAAACAAUGGUUGCAUAUGCUUUUAUACCCCCACGCCUUGGGGUAUGUUAAGAUUCUCGUGAAACAGUUACGAGGAACUCCUAGUAGAGAGUAGCAGGCACAGACCGAAGCUGCAGCUCACUGCAGAAAGUGUACUUGGCAGUUGUGGAUUUCUGUACCGACCGGUCUUCUGUUGACUUUGUCCUUUCCCCCCAGGUACCGAGUUACUCAGUCUGCUCUCCACUGUCCAUGUUGUUGGGAUCCGGCACAACCGAGCCUGUGUACUGGGACCCUCUGGACUGGGUACAGCCAUGCUGGGGGUUGUUUGGGUGGGGAAUUGCCAUAUUGCUGUUUCUUUAAGGACUAUCAACUCUCCCUGGAUAUUUUGUCACUCAGAACUCUUUCAGAGGUAUUUCUUGAAGGUGCUUCUAAUGAAAACACAUGGGUAUUACGUGAUCUAAAUGUCCCUCGAAUUCACUUAACUUUUCUUGUCCUUGUUUCCCUUCAAAUAUGUUGUCUAUAUUUUCUCCCCUAAUUUGGAAACAAUGUGACUGAAAUUUUUCCCAAUCUCACCUUCCUAAACACCCACCCGCUCAGCACUUCACUUCCCUGCCUGUAAUGGUUGAAAAACAUGUGGCCAGUUCUGGACCUGGGGUUGGUUCCUUGAUGAAGAUGAUGCCUCAAAACAGUUCUAAAAAUGUUUACAUUACAAGGCUAGGUUGGGAAUGUCACAUAUAAAACCUGGAUGGUUUGAAAAUGCUGCCAUGAACAGUUAUGACUUGCCCACAUGCACUACAGUAAACCCACAAUGUAUCUUUCACCUUUUCUACUUGCACACAUUGACAUAUGUACUUUGUUUAACCGCAGUGUAUUUGAAAAUGAUCAUAAACAGCUGUAUUGAAAUUUUGUUUUCAAUUAAAUUUCUGUGUAAAAGUC